AUGCCUACCCCGACAGACAAUGUAGCACUCAACACGCCUGACCCAGAGCACCUUCCUGACAAAGUCGGUGGACCUACGACUACCGGAACGGUCGGCUGCACAUUUAAGUACCAAUACCCUACCGGUCCACAGUAUCGCAUUAGCUUUAGCAAGAAAUUGGUUUACUUCACGGUGCCUGCCCUCUCAGAUGGAACCACGGUGCUUGCACUUCCCUAUCAACAGCGGGAGGUCCGUCCCAAUCUGUUUUUGGUGCAUUGGAUUGGACCCGGAAGACAGGGACAUGUAGCCCUGAAAAGGAUGGACUGUGUGGCAUUGAUGCCAGCCGGGCUAUACGAGCUUUUCGAUCGUGCGGAGUUUAACGAGGUUUACGAGAAUGGGAAGUCAGCAUUAUACGCACAAUACGAGUGA
Messenger RNA from Penicillium soppii, 408 nucleotides. RefSeq lists its product as uncharacterized. The record is from RefSeq and is a predicted model, not a curated record. The transcript is spliced from 3 exons. Lineage: Eukaryota; Fungi; Ascomycota; Eurotiomycetes; Eurotiales; Aspergillaceae. Bases 1 to 408 code for a protein of 135 amino acids.